Sander lucioperca (pikeperch) is the source of this 4099-nucleotide messenger RNA. RefSeq names its product kelch-like protein 34. The transcript has a single exon. Gene Ontology annotation, molecular function: protein binding. The coding region runs from base 943 to 2742 and encodes 599 amino acids. The record is from RefSeq and is a predicted model, not a curated record. Lineage: Eukaryota; Metazoa; Chordata; Actinopteri; Perciformes; Percidae.
UAAGCGCUCCUUUGGACACUUGUAAAAUCUUUUGACGGCUUGGCAAAAUUUCCCCGGGUUUUGAUAUGGACCUCCGCCGAGCUGUGUCUGUGUUUCUAUUCCUGUCGCCAUGGCGAUGAAGGCACAGAUAGGUGUCGUGGCAACCGUGCCCCUGGAAUCUUGGUCUGCAGACUAGCAGCUGUAUUUACCCAUGAGUUCAUCUGCCGGGAUAGACACUAAAACCCGGCCAGGCUCCCUCUGUGUAUGUGUGUGUUCGGCGUGUUUAUCCAUGCAUCUGCUCGCUUGCCCGGUUGGUGUGUAUGCUGGAUGCAUGUAUUUGGGUGAUACUCCCUCCCGGACACAGAGGAAAGGGCAGCGGACAGACACAAAGCCAACAGAGCUGGGACAUCACAAAAAGAGACAGGAGGCUUUGGGACGGACUAAGUUUAAGGGCCAAAAGAGUGGAGGGGAGGGGAGGGGGGGGGGGGGGGGGGAGACAGGAUUGUGUUUGUGGUUGUAGGGGGCAGUUGUUAGCCUUCCUAUCAUGGUGUGACAUGCGACAGAGCAGAACAACAAACACAGAUGGAGGGAUUUUGACUAAGGACACGCACUUUCCUCUCUCCUGUCUUUUCCCAUCAUUUCCUGCUCUUUGCUUUCAACAACUUAUUAUCCAUUUCUCCUACUAAUGUCUGAUUCUCUUUCUGUCAAAUGUUCUUUAGUGCAGCUUGUCGGCUACAUCUUUUUUGACAAGACUCACUGCUGCUUUGCCUGUGCUUUCUGCUUUUAAUGUUUCUUCCUCUUAACUUCCCUCUCACUUCUGUUUCAUCGCACCUUCCUAACUAAGCUUUUUCUUAGCAACUAGUCCUCUUUUUGACUGUUUCUCAGUAGGUUUCUUUCUCUCUCUCUCUCUCUCUCUCUCUCUCUCUCUCUCAAUCUCUUAUCCUCUCACCUACUCUCUUUUGGAUGGAUAGCUACUCCCUCCUCUACAGUUCCUCCCACAGAACCAGGCUUCUCUCCGGCUUCCAGCGUCUGCGCUCUCAGAGAAACAUGUGUGAUGUCGUCCUAGAGGCUGGCGGUGUAUCUUUUCCUUGUCAUCGCGCCCUUUUGGCCAGCUCCAGCGAGUAUUUUUGGGCUCUGUUUGGAGAGACUACCGUGGAGAGAUUAGCUGGAUCCAUUAGCCUCCCUGCGCUAACACCUGAGGGUUUAAACGUCAUUCUGGACUUCCUGUAUUCCGGCUGGCUCAAGGUAUCACCGCCUACACUUCCUGUUGUCUUGGAGGCAGCCAGGUACUUGCAGGUGGAGACGGCUGUGUCAAUAUGCGAGCGCUUUCUGACUGAUGGUUUAAACGCUGAGAAUUGCUGUUGCUAUGCUAACCUGGCUGAGCAUCACACCCUCUUAGAUGCACUUAAAGCUGCCAAUCAAACCAUCGCUAUGGAGAUGGGGACAUUGUUGCAAGAAAGCAGGGAUGACCUUCUUGGGCUGAAUAUCGAAUCAAUGAUGGCGGUGCUCGAUGCUGACGAAAUACCUGGUGUCAAAGAGGUGGAGCUUAUAAAGCUGGCUCUGGAUUGGCUUGAUGAGAAUGGACCCCUCCCUCUGCUGAAAUCAAAUCUUCUGCUGAGUCGUCUGCGCUUCGGAUUGGUCGCCUCCUCUGACCUGACCAAUAUAAACCACGCCCACAGAGCCAUGGCCACACCUCUCAUCAGAAGUCAGCUUACCCGGGCGUUGGAGUACCACAGGCUGGGUUCUGCUCAGCCAAUCAGACAGAGCAAACAGUCUACACUCAGAGCGUCGCCGAAUCGCGUGCUACUUGUGGGUGGAGGAUCCAGCCCUGAUUGGCCAGAACAGCAGAUUUUGGUGUUUGAUCCUACAAGUAGGAAGUUUUCAUCUCUGAGCUCCAGCAUCCCGCUGCGACUGAGAAAUCACUGUGUGUGCUCAGUGGGUGGUUUCCUCUUCGUGGUCGGAGGAGAAGAAGUGAAAGAGGGAGACGAGGAUGGGAAAAAGUCAGUCUCCGUGGCGACAUCCAACCAGGUGUGGCGCUACGAUCCUCGCUUCGUCUGCUGGGAGACGGUGGAGUCAAUGCUGGAGAGGCGGGCGCAGUUCACCUGCUGCAUCGUGGAGGAUGCCAUUUACGCCAUCGGGGGACGACGCACAGGACCAGACGGCAACACACACACCUCUGUAGCUUCUGUUGAGUUUUACGACAUGGCCACUGGAGCGUGGAGGAGAGGAGCAACGAUGCCUCGCCCCCUUUAUGGCCAUGCUUCUGCUGUGCUUGACAACAGCAUCUACGUGUCAGGUGGUGUCCCGGGCAACCAGGGCGGCAGUAACCCUGUUGAUAACCAGGAUGACCACAGAGCGAGUAGCAGAGAAGUCUUGUUCUGGGACCUCAAAGGCAGAGUCUGGGAGAAGCGAGCGUCCAUGUCCAUCGCCAGGUUCAGCCAUCGCCUGGCAACCGCCCACGGCCACAUCUACGCCCUGUUGGGAAUGUACGAGCCUUUCUGCGAUAUCGAACAAUACGAUACGCAGUCAGACCACUGGACCCGCCUUCGACCGCUUCUCAUUGGCUCCUUCAACUACGGGAUGGUGUCAACGCCGUCUGGGAAUCUGCUGGUGUUUGGAGGGAGGAGAUGGAGCGACGGACAGGAGGUGAUAGUGAAGAGUGUGUUGGAGUACGAUACAAAGAAAGAUCGCUGGAGAGAGAUCUGCCAGCUCCCCAGACCUCUCACUGGGACUGAGUGCACACUGCUGCCUCUACCAGACUGAAGUUCACUUAGUGUGAGAAAACGUUAACAUGAAAGUGAGUGAUGCAACAUAGUCUCAGAAUAAUGACAACAGAGCACACAUGAAUAACAUUUUAGGGAACUGAAACUAUUACCGUAAUUUCCCAUUUUGGGAUCAAUAAAAAAAAAGAAUCUAUCUAUCUAUCUAUCGAGUUUCGGGCAUGAAACUGUUCCAUCUCAUUUGAGAAGAACAGAUGUGCAUUAUUCCAAAAAAAAAAAAAAUAUUUUAAACAAGUAGACUUAAAGAAUACUUAAAGAAUUAGAUGAAAAGAUUGAUACCACAUGAAGCUAAUACCAGGAGCUGGUAGAUUAAAAUCAUUAGCUUGGAAUCAUUUUUACACUUUGGUUUUUGUAUGGAUUACACAAAUCACAUAUAAGCUUUACAGAUGCUUGUAGACAGAUUUGUUGCCUCUGGUCAGAGCUAGCUAGGCCAGCUGUUCCCCGCUUCAUACCUGUCCUUAUGCUAAGCUACUCUUCUACUUCUUAUAGGAGUAGUUAGACAUUUUGGGAAAUAUACUUCUUUGCAUUUUUGCCGAGUGUUUGAUGAUAAGAUUGAUAUCAUUGUCAUAUCUGUUAAAUAUAAAGCAACAACCAGGAGAUAGUUAGCUUACUUUAACACAAAGCACAACCUUAUGUAAGAUAUUUCGAUUAAACAAACAAGAUUGAAUUCAUUUGUGAGUUUUUGAGUUGUUUGUAGGCUGAUUUUGUUACCUUUGGACAGAGCUAGGCUAGCUGUUUCUCCCUGCUUAAAGUCGAUAUGCUAAGCUACUCUACUACUACUUGUAGAAGUAUAUUGACAUUUAGGUAUGUACACUUAUUCUCUUUUUUUGUUGAGAGUUAGAUGAGAAGAUUGAUACCAGUGUCUUGUUUGUGCGCUAAAUACGAAGCUUAAGCCAGGAGGAGGUUAGCGCUUAGCAGGAAGCACAAGACCUCCCGCAACUUAUCAUUUUUACAAUUCAGUUUUUGUACAGAUUUAAUAAACAAGAUAUACCAUGUUAAUAUGUGAGGUUAAGAGGUCUUUCUAAGCCUUUUUCCCCCUCCAGACAAAGCCAAGCUAGCUGUUUCCCCUGUUUCCAGUCUUUAUGCUAAGCUAAGCGAAACGUCUUUUGGAAAAACAUGUCAUGAAAAUGACACAGGAUAAAAAGUCUACUCAAUGAUCUGACAGAUUGUUGGAAAGUACUGACAGAGGAAAAUAUGCAAUUAAACUCUUUAGUUAUGUGUUUGUAUCAUCUAUAGGCAUACUUUUAAGUAACCUUUAUUUAUACUCGAGAAGUCAUUGAGGGAUGGCCCUCAUUUACAAUGACAUCAAGACAAAUUACAAAGACAAAAACAAAACAACA